Molecule: messenger RNA, 300 nt
Organism: Fusarium graminearum PH-1
Lineage: Eukaryota; Fungi; Ascomycota; Sordariomycetes; Hypocreales; Nectriaceae
Exons: 2
Coding region: 1-300 (99 amino acids)
Source: RefSeq, a predicted model, not a curated record
AUGCAACUCAUCACCCUUUCCACCUUAUUCUUCAUCGCAUCCGCCUUGGCGGCAGACUGCUCCGGCAACAGUAACAGUCGUCUCGAAGAAUUCAAAGAAGCAUACUGGAGCGCUCGUGAGAAAAUGUGCAGCAACUCUGACUGCACCUACCAAGCGGCGUGUACAAUCAGUGCCCAGAAGUCAGUCGGCUCUUCUUGGGCCAAGACUACCGUCGUGGCUGAGCUCAAGCGUAAGAAUACUGGAGGCAAGAAGGGGUUCAAGGAUUGCUGGGGAUAUCAUCAACCAGUGUGUUAUUGGUAA